AUGGUCACCAACCAACCCGCAGUGCAGGUUUUGAGGUACGAUGAGACGAUCGAUUUCAACAAUGCGGAGUUCGUUAAGCACGUGGGUGCACUUGGUGACGGUCGUUUGUGCAUUACUAUAAACAUUGACGCCCCCCCGCCCACACACACGCACACACACACACCUAGAGGGACGACGAUCAUCUUCACACUAUUUACUCUGACCAGUCAUGCGACCGUUGGUUUCGCAAACGUGUAUAUAAACCACGUCGGAGAAUUCGUGCGCAUUAGUGUCCACAUCUGCCCCUACAUGAUGCUUCAUCUUCGCGUGCUCGCGCUCAUUCUCCUUUGCAGUGUUUUGUCAUCCGGAUCAACGGUUCACCUGGAUCCCGAGUCGCAGAAGCUACUGCAAGAAUUAUCGGAUAGCAUAGAGGACAUGGAAAUAUUUGCAGACACGGAUAAUGUGCUAGAAGCCGCCCGAAUUGGCAAUUGGGUCAGAAGGAAGUGGGAUAAUUUUCGGAGAUCACGGGCAGGAAGAUGGCUCAAGCACAAACUCAUUAAUUGGUUGGAAAAGAACUAA
Molecule: messenger RNA, 558 nt
Organism: Mesocestoides corti
Lineage: Eukaryota; Metazoa; Platyhelminthes; Cestoda; Cyclophyllidea; Mesocestoididae
Source: the annotation of a GenBank genome assembly